CAACUGGUGGCGAAUCGUGCAUUGACUAGUGAACGGUCCCGAAGCUGUGAGCCCCCCAUUAGUAUCGCAGUAUCAAAAGGGAACGAGCUCACGUUAUUUUAUCCGCAGUCGCAAACUAUCCGAAAAUGACAACUGUUGGAUCGACCCUCUGCUGGAAAGCCUCGAUUCUGAUAUUAGUUAUCGGGAAUUCGGCUGCUAUUGUUUGGAACGGAGAUGGAACCGACACACGCUGGGCACUCCAGUGUGACUUUAUAGGUCGAGAUUUCAAGAAUCAGAUUAGCCCUGGAGACCGAUGCGGAUCGCUUUGCAAGGAGAAUUCUCCCUGCAGCCACUUUACCUGGACCAAUUAUAACGGGGGAACCUGCUGGAUGAAAUCUGGCUCCGUGUCGGAAUUCGAUGCAGUGUCGAAAACAAAUGAUGAGGCGGUUUGCGGAUUCCUUCAGCAGACAAAUAACAGUGGAUGGAAGGUUGCUGGAAACCUGAAGUGGGCAUCCAAUUGCGAAUUUAUGGGUCGGGAUAUGAUGGCAGUGGCGAGCACUGCUGAGCAAUGCCGCGAAAAAAUAUGCCAAUCAAACCCGGAAUGCAGUCACUUCACUUGGACAAACCAUCAAGGCGGUACUUGCUGGUUGAAAAAAAACGGCGCUUCGGAUUGUGACGUCGUUGCGAAAACAGAUUCCGGCGCAGAAUGUGGUUUCAAGAAUAUUUAAUCAUUCCAGAAUUCGCUUUUUCCUCUUAUUGUUAUUGAUUAAAGAAUUUUUUUUAAUCCAGUAAUUCUGUGUAUUAAGGAAUCAGAUGCCUCUAAGCCGAAAGCAAUAAUAUUUUCCUUAUAGUAUUAAGCAUA
Daphnia pulicaria is the source of this 841-nucleotide messenger RNA. RefSeq lists its product as uncharacterized. The transcript has 3 exons. The record is from RefSeq and is a predicted model, not a curated record. The coding region runs from base 126 to 707 and encodes 193 amino acids. NCBI's taxonomy places the organism in Eukaryota, Metazoa, Arthropoda, Branchiopoda, Diplostraca, Daphniidae.